CCAAGACAAUAUUCAGUGGAACAAAGGAAAUAGACCAAGGUUAAUUCCAGUAUGGUGUAGUAAGUUAUUGUAAUAUGUUAACUCAGAAGUGGUAAACCUGAUAUUAGAGCCCUCUGACUUUUUAUUAACUGAGAAUAAAGCCACAAUGCUCUACUAUUAGUAGGUUUACUGCUUGCUUCACGUUAGCUUACAAGUAUCAGCCAUUUUCUUGGACCACUCCCUGAAGGUGAGACAUGGUCUCCAUAAACAUCAAGUGUACCUGCCUAUAGAUAAACACACAAUAGAUAGGUCUCGAUGUACUGAUGUCGAUGGUGGCAGAAAUAAAUGUAACCGACUGAAAACGACGGAUCCUCGCCACACCACGUAUGUGAGCAGAAUUAAAUUGUGUUGCUGCAAUAAAGUUUUCCAGGUGACUGAUUUCGCCAGCAACCGCCGCCAGAUGGCGAUAGAUUCAUCCAAUCCAUACAGACAACCUAAAAUAGAACAUCUGGGCUUCCAUUAUAGGUAGACCAUGUCCACGGACGGUCACAUGGUUAUAGAAAUUAUUAAGUGUGCGUGACAGUUGUGUUAUGUGUGCUACUUAGUGGACUAGAGAUAAAAUCUAGUUAAGUACAUUUCGAAUCUGUUACGUCGUACAACAUCACGAGUGUGCUGAUGAAACCUGUGCGCACUAGGCUAAAAAGGCAUAAUUGAAAAUACAAGUCGUUUAAACCCCAGAAGAUGCCUGCAUGCUUCCUGGCAAAGCUUCAGUGGCUACAAUGUUGCUAAACUACCGAGAGUGCUUUGAACAUCUGCUUUGCGCUCCCCUCUGAUCAAAGCAUGCAUUGCAAGUUUGAGGUGACAGUGACGGUGUACUGGGCGGCUAAACCGGCUCGCUAACACGUCUGGCUCAUGAGGUUGAAGAGGAUGGACACUGCAGACUCGGUCUCAGGAUUUUGACCACUUCAAUAGUACGUGGCUGGAGUUUGUUAAAAGCUGAUUUGCUGAAGCUAUUGUCCAAUCAGAACGUAUGCACAGCAUCACCCAUCUGAACAGACAGAUUACUCUGAGUGGUGAGAGCCACUGCAGGUCUUCAGGGAGGGGCAGACCAUGGCCCUGACUGAAGGGACCAGCGAUCUCCAUCCUCUCAGCACCACCACCUCCAGCAGCAGCAACAACACUAGCAGUCCUGCUCCGCCCACCUCUUCACCCAACACAGCAGCCCCCAACUCAGCCAACACCACCAAUGCAUCCAGCCCCAGCAUCACCAGCACCAACACCCACAGACCAACACUCACCGCCAACCCCGACGCUGCUGCUUCAGUGCUGAGCACAGACGUUAACCAUGAGGGGGAGGAAGAUGAGGAGGAGGAGGAUGGAGACGACGAGCAAGAGCGGAGUAGUGGAGCUUUAACAGUGCACCUCACAGCAGCAGCAGUUGCGUCUCCCAAAAAAGGCAAAGACGCUGCGUCACAGCCACAGCCUGUGAUCGCCGUGACCCAGAAUGGCAGCAUGAAGCCGGUCAACAAUGGCACCCCGAUCAGGCCUCCUCCUAACGCCUCCUCCUCCACCUCUUCCUCCUCCUCCUCGCUGGCCUCCUCCUCCAACGCCACUACCCAGCGCCUCCUCUCCUCCCCGACGCUCACCACCACCCCGCCCCCACCGCCCUGCUGCCUGCGCUGCCCCUUCCACCCGCCGCCCGCUCUCUGUUGCCAUGCCAGCCAGCAGGAGUGUCACCUGUUCCAGAGUCACCAUGUGGCAGCGGCAGCAGCUGCGGCACAUGCGGCCGCUCACACAGGAGGGCUGCGUGGGGCGGGAGGGGCGCCGGCGUGCUGCAUUCAGGGGGCCCACGGGUUCUGCAUGCAGCAACGCUGGCAGGAGCACUACCAGAACCAGCCCAACAUGCCCAUGGGCCUCAGCCCUUCCAGGCCGCUUCGCUUCCCCAAAAGCUAUGCAGAGCUGAUAGCUGAUUGGCCAGUGGUGGUUCUGGGCGUGUGCACGGUUCUCAUCGUGAUCUGCGCCCUCGUCAGCAUGCUGGUACCGGAACCACCGGACUUCUCCGACCCGCUACUCGGCUUUGAGCCGAGGGACACCACCAUCGGGCAGCGCCUGGUGACGUGGAAUAACAUGGUGAAGAACACCGGCUACAAAGCCACGCUGGCCAACUACCCCUUCAAGUACGCCGACGAGCAGGCCAAGAGCCACCAAGAGGACAGAUGGGGAGAGGACACGUACGAGCGUGACAAAAGACACGCGGAGUGGGACUUCAGCAAGGACAACUUCUUCUGUGAUGUACCAGGUGACCGGUAUUCCAGGAUGGUGUUCGCCUCAGCGGAAGGAAAGAACCUCUGGAACAUACAAGCAAUCAAGUCUAUGUGCCACCUGGAUAAUACACGGGUGCGGUCCCACCAUGAGUACUGGAGCCUGUGCCAGCGCACCAAUGCGGCGUCCUGCUGCCCCAGCUGGACACUGGGCAACUACGUGGCCGUGCUCACCAACAAGUCCUCCUGCCAGAAGAUCACGGAGCGCGACGUCUCGCACACGCUCAAGAUCCUGCGCUCCUGCGCCAAGUUCUACCACAACGGCACGCUGGGGGCCGAGUGCUGGGACAUGACGACGCGCCGCAAGGACCAGCUCAAGUGCGGCAACGUGCCGCGUAAGUGCACCAAGUACAACGCCGUCUACCAGAUCCUGCACUUCCUGGUGGACAAGGACUUCCUCAACCCCAAGAGUGCCACGGAAUACCAGCCGCUACCGGUGCUCAAGUACAGCAUGCUGAUCUCCCCCACGGAGAAAGGAGAGACUAUGAUGAACAUCUACCUGGACAACUUUGAGAACUGGAACGCUUCGGACGGUGUCACGACUGUCACCGGUAUCGAGUUUGGCAUCAAGCACAGCCUGUUCCAGGACUACCUCCUGACCGACACGGUGUACCCGGCCAUCGCUAUCGCCAUCGUGUUGGUGGUCAUGUGCCUGUACACACGCUCGGUCUUCAUCACGCUCAUGACCAUGAUCGCCAUCAUCAGCUCUCUCAUUGUCUCCUACUUCCUGUACCGUGUGGUCUUCAGCUUCGAGUUCUUCCCCUUCAUGAACCUGACGGCGCUCAUCAUCCUGGUGGGGAUAGGCGCUGAUGACGCCUUCGUGCUGUGCGACGUGUGGAACUACACCAAGUUCGACCGGCCCAACGCUGAACUGUCGGAGACAGUGGGUGUGACGCUGCAGCAUGCCGCCCUCUCCAUGUUCGUCACCAGCUUCACCACAGCGGCGGCCUUCUAUGCUAACUACGUCAGCAACAUCACCGCCAUCCGCUGCUUCGGCGUGUACGCCGGCACCGCUAUCUUGGUCAACUAUAUCCUCAUGGUGACGUGGCUGCCAGCGGUGGUGGUGCUACACGAGCGCUACCUGCUGAACCUCUUCCCCUGCUCGUCUAGGUCUCCUCACCACCAGCCCUGCAGCACGGCGGCCUUCUGGGUAGGCCUGUGCCAGCGGGCCAACAAGUGCUUCUUCACCGUGUCGGAGGCGUCCCGGAUCUUCUUUGAGAAGGUGCUGCCGUGCAUUGUCAUCAAGCUGCGCUACCUCUGGCUCUUCUGGUUCCUGGCCAUCACCAUCGGCGGGGCAUACGUGGUGUGCGUGAACCCCAAGAUGAAACUGCCCUCCCUGGAGCUCUCGGAGUUCCAGGUGUUCCGCUCCUCGCACCCGUUCGAGCGAUAUGACUCAGAGUACAAGAAGCUCUUCAUGUUCGAGCGAGUGCAAAACGGUGAGGACCUCCACAUGCCCAUCACCAUUGUCUGGGGCGUGAUGCCCGUGGACAAUGGCGACCCGCUGAACCCCAAGAACAAGGGCAAGCUUACCCUGGACACCACCUUCAACAUCUCCAGCCCCACCAACCAGGAGUGGAUCCUGCACUUCUGCCAGAAGCUCCGCAACCAGAGCUUCGUCUAUCAGCCGGAGGAGAAGGACUUCACCAGCUGCUUCAUGGACACCUUCAAGCAGUGGAUGGACAACCAGGACUGCGAGGAGGCGCCCGUCUACCCCUGCUGCAGCCAGUCCACCUUCCCCUACAAGCAGGAGGUCUUUGAGCUGUGCAUCAAGAGGGCCAUCAUGGAGCUGGACCGCAGCACCAUCUACCACCUGGACAGCAAGACUCCUGGCCCCAGGUUCGACAUCAACGACACCAUCAGGGCCAUGGUGCUGGAGUUCAAGAGCACCUACCUCUUCACCUUGGCCUACGAGAAGAUGCACCAGUUCUACCAUGAGGUGGACACCUGGAUCAAGGAGGAGCUGAAGAACGCCCCCAGCGGCCUCGACUCAGGCUGGCUGGUCAGCAACCUUGAGUUCUACGACCUGCAGGACAGCCUGUCCAAUGGGACCCUGGUGGCCAUGGCGCUGUCGGUGGUGGUGGCGUUCAGCGUCAUGCUGCUGACAACCUGGAACAUCAUCAUCAGCCUCUACGCCAUCAUCUCCAUCGCUGGCACCAUCUUCGUGACGGUGGGCUCGCUGGUGCUGCUGGGCUGGGAGCUGAAUGUGCUGGAGUCAGUCACCAUCUCGGUGGCGGUGGGGCUGUCGGUGGACUUCGCCGUGCAUUACGGUGUGGCGUACCGGCUCGCCCCGGAGCCCGACCGCGAGGGCAAAGUGAUCUUUUCCCUCAGCCGCAUGGGCUCGGCCAUCUUUAUGGCGGCACUCACCACCUUCGUGGCAGGCGCCAUGAUGAUGCCCUCCACUGUGCUGGCGUACACGCAGCUGGGCACCUUCCUCAUGCUCAUCAUGUGUGUCAGCUGGACCUUCGCCACUUUCUUUUUCCAGUGCAUGUGCCGCUGCAUGGGGCCUCAGGGCACCUGCGGCCAGAUCCCGCUGCCCAAGAAGCUCCAGUGCCAGGCCUACGCUGAGGGCUCUGGCGACAGCUCCUCAGCCGGUGGAAGUGGUGGACGCGGCCAGGGCAAGCACAGCCACAGUGGAGGGAAAUACCAGCUGGACUCCUCCCGUGCCACGGAGGUGGAGCAUGAACACUAUGAGCUGGAGCCCCUGGCGUCAAACGGCAGGAGCCAGGACAAGAGCCAGACCGAUGUGACCCCAGAAACCUCCCCUCGAUCACCGCUCUGUAAUGGGGGUCCAACUCGGCACUUGGCCAACCCUUGCAGCCCUCAUGUCGCCUUCACGAACGUGCCUGACGGUGGACGAGGCAUGGCCGUGGCAGCCACUCCGUGCCAGGGACCUGAGAAUGGCCUGGGGUCUCCAGGGAGGGAACUUCUACAACGAGGUAGCAGCCAGUACCCACAAGGCACCAACUGCUCUUGUGGCGACUACCCUACACAGCAACCUGCCAGCCCCCAGUGGACCCCCAGCCCCCACCACUGCUCAGGGGACCACCAGUGCCAAGUCCCUCAGUACAACCUUGCCGACCCCCACGGAGGAGCAGGGGUAGGGGUAGUACCUGUCCAAGGGGCAGGUGGGCAAACCUUCCUCCCCAGGCUGGAGGCCAUGUACCAACCUGUGGACUGCCGCAUGCAGCACUACAUGCACUGCCCGCCCUCGUCCCACUUCCACCACCCCUGCUCCCAGGUGCCCAGGGUGCCGCGUCCCGGCCCCAAUGGCUGCCACCUGAGGGGGUACUGCAUGCACCCCAUGCACCAUCACCAACAUCACCAACAGGUGAGGAACCUGCAGGAUUCAGUGGCAGCAGCAGCAGAGGAUCCACAACAUGCGCAGCAGCAGCAGUUGCAUCAGCCGGGAGGAGGGUUCGCAUGUGGUGGAAGCCCCCCGCCCAGCCUGGGCCCUCUCCCACUUACAACACCUUACCCUCUCCCCACCUUGGCUCAGAGUAGCCCCAUAGUGCACACGCACACGGGCUGCGCAGUGAGCCAUGAACUGCAGCGAUUUGGCAGGGGGAAGUCCCUCCACAGCGGGCUCUCGUGUCCUCCCUCAAAUGAGGCAUGCGGUCACGGGGCCGGUGGGGCCGGAGGAGCAAAGACACAAGUGUCUCCUGCUGCGCCUACAGAUACUUGCCAUAGGGCACAGGGUGACACUGCAAAGGUGACACUUGCCGAGACUCAGACUGCUGCUAUUGUGACGCAGGAGGCUGGUGUGAAAAAGUGCAAGCCAAAACACAGGGGGAGGAAAGAGGAGGCAGCCUCAGCAACGAGCCCGUCCCCCAAGAAACUGAACUGCUUCAACAGGACUUUGAAAGGAAAGUGCAAUUCUAUUGAGUUCAAUAAUAAACCAAAAGCGGAACGCACCAACGUGCCUGUCAUUGCCAUAAAUUCAAAACCCUCUGCAGAAAGUUUAUGCUGAUCAUAAAAAAUGAAAAUCAACAAUAAACUCUUUAAAUUAUCGUAACAGAAAAAAGUCAGUGAAAAAUGACCAUGUGCUGUGUUCCUCAACUAUUAAAUGAUUGAGGUUCCUCAGAAUGUAUUGCCUUUUGUGUGCGUGUGUGUAUUUGUGUACGCCUGUGUGUGUGUUUGUCAAUGUGUUUUUCUGUUAUUUAUGGGCUUUAUUUGCAUAAUGCCCUGUGUGCUGGGUGAUACUUUGUCAUUGCAUUUUGUCCAUUACCCUGAAUAGAUUUUACCUAAUAAAUUAUCCCAGUCUUUUA
Engraulis encrasicolus (European anchovy) is the source of this 6565-nucleotide messenger RNA. It is a transcript of the gene disp1, whose product is annotated as dispatched homolog 1 (Drosophila). Bases 1090 to 6267 code for a protein of 1725 amino acids. Gene Ontology annotation, cellular component: membrane. Gene Ontology annotation, biological process: smoothened signaling pathway. The record is from RefSeq and is a predicted model, not a curated record. The transcript is spliced from 10 exons. Gene Ontology annotation, molecular function: peptide transmembrane transporter activity. Lineage: Eukaryota; Metazoa; Chordata; Actinopteri; Clupeiformes; Engraulidae.